Lagopus leucura (white-tailed ptarmigan) is the source of this 758-nucleotide messenger RNA. Its product is annotated as signal-transducing adaptor protein 2-like. Gene Ontology annotation, molecular function: signaling adaptor activity. The record is from RefSeq and is a predicted model, not a curated record. NCBI's taxonomy places the organism in Eukaryota, Metazoa, Chordata, Aves, Galliformes, Phasianidae. Bases 43 to 480 code for a protein of 145 amino acids. The transcript has 4 exons.
ACCCCCAGUCCCUCGCAGGCAGACAGCGUGCAGGAGCAGGAGAUGUGGCGCGGCUUCAUCCUCACCAUGGCCAAGAUGGAGGUGCCCACAGACCUGGAGCUGCUGCCUGGGCACCUCUUCCAGCUGUCGGAGGCGCUGCGCCAGGAGAGGGAGAACUGCCGGAGGGAACGGAGUGUGGGGACAACUGCAGUGCCCCCCCUGCCCAGCUGCUUCUUCGACGUGUCGCGUGCUGAGGCCGAGCGGCUGCUGGAGCGCAACGCGGGCAGUGGGAGCGUGGUGCUGCGGCCCGGCGGGCACGGCCAAGGCUUCUCCAUCAGCACACGGCAGGUGCUGAGCGGCGCUGCUCUGCUGAAGCACUACAGGGUGGUCAGCGUGGGAGAUGGGUUCCUUGUUGACAUCGACACGCCGGUGAGCGCCGUGGGUCUGAGCCGUAGACACCCACUGUGCCCCCAUGGGAUGGGACCCCCAGCUCUGGGCUGAGGAUCAGGGAUUGGGACCCCUCCCUUCCCACAGAGGUUGGGCUGGGAUCCCCCCAAAGGGAUUGGGGCAGGACAGCCCCAUAGCUGGGACCGAAGCAGGGGAUCGGGACCCCUGGGGGGCUGGGACCCCGAGGAUGGGGAUUUAUGGGAUUGGGACCCCUGGGGGCUGGAACACGAGGGAUGAGGAGCCCCAAGAGACCGGGAGCCCAGGGAUUGGGGACUGAAUGGCAAAGAUUUACGGGAUUGGGACCCCCAGGGGGCUGGGAGCCAAGCGACUGG